AUAAUUAUUACCAUUAAUUUUAUUGGUUAAUGUAGAUUUGAAGUAAUCAAGUAAAAGUAUACUCAAGGUCAGAAGUUUCUUUUUGUAUCAAUCAUUUUUAUGUUUCUUUGCUCUCUGGCAAAGUUCUCCCUUUCUUUCUUGCUAAGUAUGUCUUCAAAUCUUGAGUUUUGCUAUGUGGCCCAAACUGUAUACACGGAAUUUAAACACCAGACUAUAAAAAAAGAAAAAAAAAACACAAAAACAUUAGACCAGAAUAAACCAUGUGAAGAGAAUAAAGCCUAAGUUAGUUGACAUCAACAAAAACCAUACUGGUUAAUGCUAACAUAACUAAAUUGUUUUGUACUUUACUACAAGUACAUUAUACAAUAUUUUUAAAAGGUUGAACUAGUAUGUACGUUACUAUAAAUUGGGGAAUGCAAUAUUCUUAAAUACCAAAAAGAAUGGAGAUCUAUGAAGAGGAUCUUUAUGCUAGAGGUCCAUGCACUAAAAGCUAAAAAGCCCUAAAAAAAAUUCCCUAAUUCGAUUCCUUUUACACCUUAACACUAAUAAAUUAUAGUUUUUUAUGUUAUUCCCUUGUGUGUUCUGCCCCUUUCCUUUCCGUUCUGCUCAUUGCUUUGCCGGCCUAUAAUCCUUUAUUCUCUCUUGAACACUUGCAAUUUGCAAAGAUUGUUCAUGGACUUUUAUAUACAUAUAUGAUACUCUCGGUGAAGGAAUUAUGUCCUUAGACAUUUCCGGCAAUUACUAAAUAUAAAUAAGAAUUAAUUAUGAAGAUAAUAAAUUAAUUAUUUUAGUAAUCAUAUUUGCUUGCUAGAGAAUAAAUGUGAUUAGUAGGACAAUAUUGAUUGGACCUACAACUAAAAUAUAUUAAUCCUAUAAGGUCACACAUAUAAGCACUAAUUGGAAUGAGCCCAAAAGGUCCUAUGGCAACCGGCCUGCUAAGAGAAAUAAGGUUGGGCUUUGUGUUAACUUAAAAGCCCUAAACAUUAUAAUAGUUAUAAUGUCAGGGAUUCAGUAACUACGUUCAUUGAAUAUCUGACACAAAAAGAAAACACAAAAACCCUAACUGUCAUUCUCUAAACGCCGUACAUCCCAAACAAAGCAAGAGACAGAUUGUGAUCGUUCUCUUCCGUACUAGCAUACGUGGGAUUCAAUUCGUGCUUGUGGACUGAGUAGAGGAGCAACAAGUGGGGCUCUAAGAUCUUCGAAGCUUGCAUACGAACGGGAGAACACGCUUCAAAGUUAUCAUGUCUGGUGCAAACAACUCUACUUUUAACUUGCGCCCUCUAAUUGAAAAAGACAAACUGAAUGCUACAAACUUCCUACAAUGGCAAAUGGCUGUGAGAAUUGUUCUCAGAGCGGAAGGAAAAGAAAGUGUUCUUGACAAUCCUCUCCCUGAACCCCUGCCAGAAAAUGCUACUGCAGCUCAAAGGCGAGCUAGACAAACUCUAGAGGAUAACUCCCUGCAAGUAACAUGCUUGAUGCUUGCUUGCAUGGAACCAGAGUAUCAAAAACGUUUUGAUGGUCUGGAUGCCUACAGCAUAAUCUAGCAACUGAAAACUUUGUUUCAGAAAAAUGCUAGAUUGAAGAGAUUUGAAGCAAACUGCAAACUUCUGGAUUCCAAGCUAGAAGAGGGGAAGCCCGUUGGUCCGCAUGUGUUCGAUUUGAUUGGACAUUUUCAGACCAUGGAGAAAUUGGGCUUCCCUUAUCCUAAGGACCUGGCAACUGACAUAGUCAUCAGAUCCUUGCCUGAAGAUUUUCAUAACUUUAAGUUGAACUUCUACAUGCAAGGAGGGGAGGCUACCCUGCAAGAGUUGCAUGGUUCACUAAUUCAGGCUGAGAGAAACUUACCAAGUAAACCUAAACAUAAGGAUGUUCUAAUGGUUAGUAAAGGUAAGCAGUUCAAGAAGAAAGGGGCUCCCAUGAAGAAGAACAAGGGCAAGGUAGUUGCCAAUGAGAACUCUUCAACCAAGACAAAGGCCACUCCAAAGGCUAAGGUAGCUGCUCAACAUGAGUGCUACCACUGCCACAAGAUUGGUCAUUGGAAGAGGAACUGCCCCAAGUAUCUGGAGGAAAAGAAGACUGGUGCUUCAAUUUCAGGGACUAAAAAGAAGUAGGAGCUUGAGCAAAGGCGAAGUGGAUCUCCGAGUAGGCAAUGGAGCAAGAGUUGCUGCUUUAGCUGUAGGAGAUUAUAGUUUACGCUUGCCUUCUGGUUUAAUAUUAGAACUUUAUAAUUGUUAUUACGUUCCAGUUAUUACCAAGAACAUAAUUUCUAUUCCGAUUUUGGAUUCGGAAGGUUUUUCAUUUCAAAUUAUGAAUAAUUGUUGUUCAGCAUAUUUGAA
Spinacia oleracea (spinach) is the source of this 2339-nucleotide messenger RNA. RefSeq lists its product as uncharacterized. NCBI's taxonomy places the organism in Eukaryota, Viridiplantae, Streptophyta, Magnoliopsida, Caryophyllales, Amaranthaceae. Gene Ontology annotation, molecular function: zinc ion binding; nucleic acid binding. The transcript has 3 exons. The record is from RefSeq and is a predicted model, not a curated record. Bases 1683 to 2114 code for a protein of 143 amino acids.